Erpetoichthys calabaricus (reedfish) is the source of this 2668-nucleotide messenger RNA. RefSeq names its product pannexin 3 (gene panx3). Gene Ontology annotation, biological process: monoatomic cation transport; positive regulation of interleukin-1 production. The transcript has 6 exons. NCBI's taxonomy places the organism in Eukaryota, Metazoa, Chordata, Cladistia, Polypteriformes, Polypteridae. Gene Ontology annotation, molecular function: channel activity. The coding region runs from base 83 to 1414 and encodes 443 amino acids. The record is from RefSeq and is a predicted model, not a curated record.
UUUAAGUCCUCAAUGCCAGUUCAGUUCUCACAGACUGAUUUACAGUGCAUCUGCUGCACCUCAGAAAUAUUUAGGUGCAAAGAUGUCCAUCGCAAAUUCUGCAGCCCAGUACAUGCUGGCAGAUGCGCUGCUCCCAGAGGGUGGGAAUGACUCACGACUCAAGUCUCUGGUUCUGGAGCUACCAAUUGACCGAGUUAUCAAGUUUGUGUCAGUGGGGCUGCCCUUGCUUCUUGUGUCUAUGGCUUUUGCAAGAGAGAUCUCCACCGGUCCACAGAUCAGCUGUUUUGCCCCACAGAAUUUCACUGCAAAGCAGGCAGCUUACGUGGACACAUACUGCUGGGACUCUCUAAUGCACCAUGAAUUUGACACCAAAGGCAACUUUGAAGAACGAUCGUUAUGGGUACACAAGAUGUUCCCCUACUCACUCCUAGUCAUGGCUGUAAUGAUGUACUUGCCUGCCAUGCUCUGGCGCUUCCUUGUGAUGCCAUGUCUUGGGGCAGACCUACUUUUUGUCAUGGAUGAGCUUGACAAAUCAUACAACCGUUCAGUAAGGAUGGCUCAGAGCAUUCUGGAACUGCAGCAGAACAGUCAUAAUUCCAAAACAUUUGCAGCAGAAUUGGAAAGGGCAAAACGUGAACGCUAUUUUGAGUUUCCACUGUUGGAGCGCUACCUUCAGCUAAAACAGUGUUCCUAUUUUCUGGUCUCCAUGCUGUUUCUCCGAAGCUUCCUUUUGUUGUUGUUCAUUUCAGCUGCCUGCCUCUACCUUGUCUACUUCCACCUCUCUGCCUUCCUGCAGGAUGAAUUUAGCUGCUUUGUGAAAACGGGUCUGCUACAGGAGGAGCCUUGGGUACCUGAGCUUGUGCAGUGCAAGCUGACAGGUCUGCUGGUCUUCCAGAUUAUCAGUGUCACCAAUGGGGCUAUCUAUUUGCUUCUUGUGCCCUUGAUCCUAUUUGGCCUCCUGCGUCUCUUCUGCUGGGAUCGGCGUUUCCUAUCAGUCUACGAGGUCCUUCCAGCUCUUGGUCUAAUGGGUGGUCAGAAACUUGGUUGCCCCCUCAAUGACCUCAAUGUCAUCUUACUAUUCCUGCGGGCUAAUGUCUCCCAGAUACGAUCCUAUGGGCGACUUAGAGCUGUGUGCUCUGUGAGUGGUUCUCAAGGAAUCUCCUUGGCACGGGGGUACAAACUGGAGAAUGAAGAGGAAAAAGAGGAAAGAGAAGAGCGUGAGGAAGAAGCAAGAGAGGAAGCAGAGGAAAAGGGCUAUACAUUGGUGGAUAUCAUGAGAGUGCUGGCUGGGUCAAACAGAGACAAGAAAGCAGAGAUCAAUCCUGAGGAGAUGCCACCUCCUGAAACCCUUGAGUUGUCUAACCGGCAGGGCUACCAUGAGUUGAAGGAGACGCCAUCAUGUAGUUAUGCCUAGAACCACGAGUCACUGGGAUUGAACCACCAGAGGCCCCAUUGAGACGCCCAGGGACUGGGCGUGGAAGAUACCAAGGGGCAGGGGUGGGGGAGGGGGCUCUAUGCUUUACUUGCCACCAACCCUUUCAUUAUAAAUACAGGAAAGAAGCACUACAUGGAUAUUUACUAUGAAACAGUUAUUUAAAUGCACAUUUUACAAUACUAUAGUCAAAUGAUGAAUGAAAUAAGAGCAGCAUUGUUCCAUCAAUGGAGGACUCUGAGCUUUAUCAUGAACACCAUUUUUUUUUUUAUUUCAGACUAAACAGAAGGCCUUGCUGCUGAACACCAGUACUUUUUCUCACUUAAUUUAAAUACAGUAAGAUACAACCAAGUAAAGAAAUUAAUAGCAGUGCUACAGCGUUGGACUUUAAGCCAUAGGACUGCUCAAUCACCUGUUCCUCUGACUCAUUGUGAGAUCCAAUAACCUACUUGAGCAACACACAAUCGUGGCUUUGUUUUGUACCAUACAACACCUUGUUCUCUAUUGAAAGACACUGCAUAAAAGUUUCUGCUUCUUCAUUCACAGUUUUAAUUUUGAAGAAAACCACCUUGACUUUUUGUAAUGAACCCUUGUGGUACGUAUUCUUUUUUCAUGUUUUCAAAUAUUCAAUCAAAUAAUUAGAAAAUAGGAUCAGGAGAGCAGUGUAGACUGCUACAAAAUCACUUGACAUAAGGAAAAUAAUUCAAGUAACUUGGUGGCAGUUUUCAAAUCUGCUUUUACAGCUUCACUUUAAGGCCUUCGUCAACUUUAGGUGUCAAUAAGACAGUGACCAAAAGUGACUGCAGUCACUCAGUGAGCAAAAGUCUGCUUGGCAGUUGCUGCUUUCCUGCAAAGUAGGCUUCCAUCCAGAAGAGGUGCUAAUAAUUAAACACUGGGUGUAACUGUGAAGUAAAGUCUAUUGUCAUUUUGGCAUUAUAUGAACUACGAGGCUCUAACUUGAACCACAUUCCUCACAUUUAUUAGAGGAGUGGAACUUUUCUUAUCUGUGUUUCUUUUGUUCAUUUUAGUUUUUAAGAAUUCACCUUCUUGUUCUCAGUCAAUGCUGUAAACUUUGUAUCACUUUAUUAAUCUCUGGUUGCCUUCUUUUUACUAUUGUUUUCUUUUUUUAAUAUGGUUUACUUGUGGAAGUAGGACCAGAUCAGGACUAAUAUGUUGUGUAAGUAAAUGUACUGUACUCUAUAUGAAUGACUGUAAUAAAUAUGUUAAUUUGCCAUG